Messenger RNA from Cynoglossus semilaevis (tongue sole), 6197 nucleotides. RefSeq names its product CMRF35-like molecule 8. Gene Ontology annotation, molecular function: transmembrane signaling receptor activity. The transcript has 5 exons. The record is from RefSeq and is a predicted model, not a curated record. Gene Ontology annotation, cellular component: plasma membrane. The coding region runs from base 3848 to 4603 and encodes 251 amino acids. Lineage: Eukaryota; Metazoa; Chordata; Actinopteri; Pleuronectiformes; Cynoglossidae.
GGCCUUGUGCUGAAAAGGGAUUGUGGAUUCACUGAACCAGGACUAUAGAGAGAAACACAGAGGAACACACCAAAAAACAAAACAAAAACAAACAAAAAAAACAACAACAAAACAAGAAUAAUGAAUAUAACAAGGGAGGUUAUGGAGAUGGUGGAGGUAACAGUAGGAUACCUAACAGUAGUAGGUAACAGGUGAUCGGCUGUGGUGACCUCUUCAGGAUCAGCAGCUAAAAUAAUGAUAAGAAGGAAGAACUUAUGUUUAGUUUUUUUGUCUUUCUUGAGCAGACGUUAUACUUCAAUGUUUUAUAGGAUUUGUUGUGGAGUCAUAGUUUUGUACACGUUGUUUAUUAAAAGAAACUAAACAGAAAAGUAAUAAAUGGAGAGACUUUUUUUUAUUUUUUUUUAUUUGAUUCCGAAUGAAACAUGUACUUAGUUGUAAUGUUACCAGUAAUCUGACUUAAAGAAUUAAUCAUUCAAAAGGCAAAACCUCAAAAAUCCCAGAAAUUUAAAAUGCUGAUUAAAACUUCAAUAAGAUUAAACAAUUUGAUAGUCCAACCUUAAAUAAACUGCUACUGGACUUGUAUUUACUCUGUAUCCGAUGGGUACCAUAUCUGGCACAUCACUGCUAAUCAGGCAUGUCAAACGUUAGAACAAAGCUGUUCCUUUUUGUUUUCAGUGCAUUGCUUUGAAUCGACUGUAUUUGCAUAUGAAGCCACUAGAUGGCAACAGACAAAUGCAAAAGCAUCUUAAUCUUUUGCUUGAGAAAAACUCAGCCCAAAGUUUUUUCAGAUUGGAAAAUGCUACAGAGCAGGUCGUCCACUGGGACACUGUGUCCCCAGCAGGUCUGUAGGAAACAAUGUCCACCAUAUUUGCGAGGUCUGAACUUAAGAAUUCAAGGGUUCUGCAAUGUUUGAAGUAAAAUGAGGAAAAGUUAGCAGUAGAAGUUACUGUGAUAAAACUGUAUUAUAUUUGAUAUCCAGUCGUUGAAAGAUAAGGUUUUUUGUUUGUAUUGCUGACUUCACUCGACUUUGCAUUCCUGUAUUCACGUAUCUGGUCCUGCCUGUGCCCUUGUGUCUACACCCUGCUACUAUACCUGCCUUCCUGGGUUUUCUUCCUGUAUAAGCUAUGCAAUAAAUGCACGACAUACUGUAAGUUGUAAAGAGUUGUAAAUAGCCACAUAGAAGAGAAAGAAGUGGUUAACAAUCAAUUUUUUCUGCUAUUUAGAAUGACUUAUUGAGUUCCCUUCUUUAUCUGCAAACCUCACACCAUCAAUAAUCUAAUCUGAGUCAUAUGAUGUUAAUUUUGCCAGUGGGAGUUAAAUACUCAGAACAGACAUUAAAACACUAUUUUCAGAUGACAUGGGGAAUACAUUUUUACUCUUUGUAUUACAGUCAUGUACAACAUAUUACUUUAAUGCCCUAUGUCAUACGCAAAUGCCAUGUUGACACAUUUAAACCUGCUCUGUGUUUUUGUAUUUUAAUGAGAAGUGGUGAUGAUUAAUGACAAGAUAGCUUCCUCAUUGUUUUCCGAUCCCCAUGACACAGUCAGCAGACUGUUUGAGGUUUGAUGCCCUCAAGUACCGAUUAUGCACAAAGACAGACAGUGGCUAGAUGAUGGGCUGGAGUGAGGGACAAUACACGCAAGCACAAAGGCUGGAUUUGCAGACACUGAAUGAGGGAAGAAAAAGGACUCCAAAUACAAAAUUCUCUGUUUGAAAAAGAAACAGCUUGCAUUGCAUGAUCACACAUAACGUCUCUGCUUUAGUGAUCACUCCAGAGAAGACCAAGCCGCUGCUCCAGUCCCUGCGUGAAAAGCGUCAUUCAAUUUCUUCUUUCAACAACUUUUCCAGCUUUUGGGCCCUUUUACUUUCAGGGCUGUUAUUCACAUUUCAAAUGUGAAGCAAGAUCCUACAUCCAACAGUUGGAUUGUAUUUGCUGCAUUUACUGAUUACAUUUUAACCAGGAUAAAGAAUGAAGAUUUUUUCUUCAUUAGUUUUGUGUUGCCUGUCAGGUGAGUUUUUUUAUGCAAUUGUGUUGUAUAAAUGUGAAUUACAGUUUUUGCAAUUUGUUAAGGAAAUUUUAAAUGUUUAAAAAUGUAUUAUACUUGUAACAUAAACUAUGUUAAAAAGUUAUUAUUAUUAUGAUAAUGAUGAUUAUUAUUAUAAUAAAUUUAAUGUUUAACAUCAUCAAAAUAAACUUUAAAUCUGUAAACAUAUUGCUUUAUUCUUUUUAGGGUGAAGAUUUCAAUAUAUAUCAUAGGUCAUGACAUUUAAAAACAACUAUCUCAAAACACUGAUCAAUGUGUAACAUAAUCACCUACCAUUAAGAUUACCAUGACGUUUUAUUGCAAUAAAAUCUAUUACAGUCUCCAAAAAAGAAUGAAUAAUACGGACUCAAGCAACAUCAAAAUGUUUUCGUCGGCAUCAAUACAAAGUACUCAAUAAAAUUGAAAAAAAAAAGAAAUGUCUUACUAAAAAAUAAAUAUAUAAUCCCAGUCAAAACACUUCAUAAUAAUGACUUGCUGUUCUAAAAUAUGCCAUUUUACCAUCACAGAAACAAAAGGAAUACUGCUCUUAUAAUGAUUAUUCCCUAAAAUGCCUGCAUUACCCAUACCUAAACAAACACAAGACUGCAAUAACUCAGGCUCUGACAUGAACGAAUAAAGUCCCAACAAUCCAUCAAAAACUUUAGAUCCAAUUUCAAUGACGUUCAGGAACACAUCUUCUGCAAAGACUUAAUUCAUUCAUUGGCCAAAUACUCCUAUACACAUGUGUGUCAUCCAUGUAACACGCAUCCCCCUUCCAAGAAAAGUCCUGAGUCUGCCAAAUUGUAUCCCUGCCUUUCAGAUGAUGCUGAAGAAGAGGUGUAUAAACCACGAGAGCCCUUCAACACAGAGAACCUUUGACAUUUCUAUCAACAUCUCAUGUUGUGUAGUAGUUCAUUCCUCAUUAGCUUAAUGAGGUUGACAAUGAUUAACCAUAAUCAUCCAGCUGUGUUUCUGACUUAGCAAAAGGAUUUGAGGCGUUUAGAAGUUCACCAGCGAGCUCUUUCCACAGACAUAUUACUUAGUCAGUUGAGUGUUCCAUUCAUGUUUCCCAAGCUCGAAUGGUUCACUAUAUCAAUUACUUGAGGUGUUGGGCAGUUUUCCAGUGUGUCCUGGUGCCCUACAACUGCAACUACACUGAGGAUCCCCCAACACAGCAUGUCCCUAAAGAACUCUUCUUCUGUCAGACCACUUCCUUUGUCUGCCUCUGUGGUUAAGAGUUACCAGCCUUUGAGCCAAGAUGUCAGAAGCGUUCACAGGGAUGCUAAAAUAAAGCAUCUCUACAUUCUCUGUUCAGGUGCACUUCACAUUUGUGUUUAUCCAGUUUGUCAAGGGGUAUUGCCCUUUGUCUAGCCCAUGUCACCAUAAGAUAGUUCCAGUUGACCAACCUGCCAUUGGCUUUACCCCAGUGUCAGAAACACAUGGUCUGGCCAUGUGCAUAGACAAAGAGGUCUCUGCCACCCAGAUCUCAGAGUUAAUGUCAUCGUCAGCUCACCUGAUCCUGGUGUAUAUAUGUGGUGGAUCAAGGAAAUCUUGAGACAAAUUUAAAUAUAUAUCCUUCAUUUCUGUAAAAUUACUGUCACACCUAAUACUAUCCCUAACCCAACAAAAUUAUAUAAGAAGUACUAAUCUCAGAAAUAUUAAAUGAUCCUUCAUCCAACAGAUCACUAUCUUUAUAGUAUUACUUACUUUCUAAAAUAAAUACUGACUUUUAGCAAGACUCACUUUAUCAGUAUACCUGACAGCAGUUACACCAAUAUAUGCCUAUCUAAUCAAACCUCCUUUGUCAUAUUACCACAGUAUGCAUGAAGACUUCAGAAGUACUGGAUGUAAGGGGACAUAUCGGAGGAGAGGUCUCCAUCCACUGCUUUGCUGGCUUGACCAAAGACAACGGCACAGAACACAACAACGUGUACUUCUGUAAAGGAAUCUGCUCCAACAAAAGUAUCCUCAUUGAGAUGGAGGGGGCAGGAUUUAAUGCCACCUUGCAGCAGAAGUACAACAUAAAGGUCAACAAAGAAUGUGGAGAUUUCAAUGUGACCAUAAAGAAGCUGAAGAAAACAGAUGCAGGAAAAUACUACUGUGGCGUCAAGAAACCCUUUUGUGUUUUGCAACAGGAGGUCAAUGUCCUCAUCCAGGAUGAACCUCUGUCCUCUCCUCUCAAAGCUUCAUCUGUUCCUCCUGGCUCUCUGUCCUACGAUGGCUUUCAGUCUACCACUGUGUUGUCACCAGCUGCUGAACAGCUACCCACAACUGAAAUAAUCAAUCAGACAACAAGCAGCCUCACGGACACUGUAGUUGUCAUCAUUAUUUCUGUGAGUCUGGCUCUGGUAGUUUGUGCGCUCAUCCCUCUUGUAUUUUAUGGAAACUGGAGGAGCAAUGCAGGUCAACAAGCUCGUGAGGGAAACAAGGGUGAGAUCAACCACUGUGAGGGGAACUCAGAUGGCUCUCUCUGCAUCGUCCAGCUGCAGUCUUUAGAAGCAAAUCUAGAGUCCAGUGGUCAGGAACCCGUCCAGUAUGAAGCCAUCUAUCAAGCCCUGGAUCCCAAACCUUUGGAGUGAGAAAAGCAAUUUCUGUUCAUAUUUGAAAUGUAGUCUACUGUUUCUGUUUUGAGUUUUUGGGGUUUUUAAUGAAGAUUUUUUUUACAAAUGUGUACAUCUGCAAGUGGAUUUUCUUAACUCCAAGCCUUCUGUAUAAUGCAUUUUUAAAUAAAUGUUUACAAUGUUGAGGUGACCAUGAUUCAGUGUGACACAUGGUUUAAGGUUUCAGAAAAAUAUUUUGAAACAUAACAACACAAACUAAAGUGCUACAUUUUUAGGUGGACGAACACAUGCAUAAAAACCAUAUAAAUAUACUGCAAUUUUGAUAACACCGUUUUUACCUGUAAAAAAAUCAUCCAUAGUAAUGUAAUCUGUUUUCAUUCACGUGUAUAUACUCUGUGAUGUGGUUAUCUGUUAACACGUGAAGCUGUCUCUAUCUAAUUAUGUUUUCAUGGAACUCAUACAGUAAAUAAAAAGUUACUAAGAGUUACUAUGUUGCAUGCAUGCAUCCAUGAGUCUUAUUUUAUUCUUAGUAAGAAUAUGCAGUUUUGUAGUUGUAGUUGUCCAUAAAGUACAUGUUUGCACAUGGUUCUUCUUAGGUACGUAUAGACAGUAUUUUGGGUGUUGUGGUUAUAGUUCCCAGUUGUAGUUUUUAACUUUUAAUUCACAUCAAUUUGCUUUUUGAAUAAUAGACAUGAGAACUCAGGACUUGUGUUAUUAACAAUGCCCUAGUUAAUUAAGUCCAAUCCCACAGCCAGAAAAAAACUACAAUACCCAGCACCCCCUUACCCUACUCUGAUACUCCUACCACAUAUGAUUCAAACUGUCCAUUGGAAUCAGCGGGGAGUCUCUCCAUCGCCCCAUGUUGUAGAACAGAUGUCCCAAACCACAGAGCUGCAGACAAGGUGAGAAUCAUAGGUAGUUUAGCUUUGGGAUGCACAAAAAAACAGGAUGAAUAAGAUGAAAUAAGAUGACAUAUUUUAUUUUUAAAUUUUACAUGAAACUGUUCUCAAAUGGUUGGGGGGUCUCUGAUGUAGAAUAUAUAUUUAAAUAGACACAGAGUGACAGUGCUGGCCCACUUGCAUGGUAUACAGAAUACCAAAGCCAGAGAAGAAGCCCGCAAUGAGCAAUACAUAAAACAUGGUUGCCCUUUGAGGUUACGGACUACUGCAGAAUGUCGGCUCUAUAUUGGGGCACAGGAAAAGUCCCCUUUGGCAGGCUUAAGAGAGUCACACCAUGCCUGGAUGUGCAUGUGUAUUUAGGGCAACUAACACAUGCUCAGUGCAUGUGCCAAAACCUACUGAGGGCUAGAUCAGUCUCUUCCAACAACAGAUCUGUACACCCCUAGUGAUGGUGAAGGGGAUUGCAUGGGUUACACAGAUUUUUUUCCAUGUUUGGGGUGUUUUUUUGUGGGUUUUUUUUCAAAUAUUAACCAGUUAUGAAAUGUUUUAUACAGUCAUUGUUAAAGAAUUAUAUGAGUUGGUGUGGCUUCUCUUGGUAUGACAAAAAAGCCCCUGGAAAAAGAAAAAUUCAGACAUCACAUUUUUAACAUAUAUUAUCAUCUGAUCAUUUAUCUGUACACAAAUAUAAAGGUCAAAUCCUAUUAGAUGUCAAU